AUGAACGCUUUCGAUUAUAACUUAACUUGGCUGGAAUCUCAAACUUACUUAUCAUUUAGAUAUACUUUAGAAGAGGAACAAUUUUUAAAUAUUAAUUUGUUAGAGCUGUUGAAUAUUGAUAAAAAUAUUUUUUCAAAUUAUAAAUUCGUACCGUUGAAAACAUCAAAUUUGCUGAAAAUUCGAGUUAACGCAGUAAUUUAUUCCAACGAAAUAUUGGAUAGAGAAGAGUUGUGCAAUUCUUCAGUUAAUGUGUGUCACAUUGAAGUGGAGGUUGGACUUCAAAAAGACGUUUUGCUGAAAACUAUCAUUAAUUUAAAAAUUAUUCUUCAAGAUAUUAACGACAACAGUCCAAAGUUUGAAAAACACCGUAAAGUCAUAAGUUUAGCAGAAAAUUUGAAUUUGGGUCAUUUAAUUCAGCUUCCAACAGCAACUGAUCUGGAUAGUUUCCUCUACAACAUUGACAGAUACGAAAUUAAAGAAAAUACGGAUGAAAAAUACUUCGAACUUACUCACGAUGACGUGGAUUUGUUUGAUGAGGAUAUAUUUUCUUCCCCUCGACAAGCACCUUACCUCAAGCUAAUUAAAUCUCUCGACAGAGAGGGGAGGGAUUUACACAGAGUUCACUUCACCGCUUACGACAAAGGAAUACCUGCAAACUCUGCCCAAAUGAUUAUUGAGAUUCAAAUUGAAGAUGUCAACGACAAUAGGCCUCAAUUUUUAAGCCUGUAUUAUUCUAAGACACUCGUCGAAAACAACACAUCAGAGUCAAACAUCAUUCAGGUCCUUGCACACGAUUCUGACCUAGGUGAGAACGGAGAAGUGUGGUACGCUUUCGCGUCUAAUACAACAAAGUUUUAUGGAGAUUGGUUUAGCAUUGAUCCAAAAACUGGAGUUAUAUCAAAUAUUCAAAAUAUCGAUUAUGAAAUGUUUGGCCCUGAAAUUAAGUUAGAAGUGCUCGCAAGAGAUAAGUCGAAUAAUUUAACAUCGACGCCCGCACUAAUUGACAUUAGCAUAAAAGAUGUUAAUGACAAUGAGCCUUUGAUACAUAUUGAAAAUUUAAAAUUAUCAAUC
Molecule: messenger RNA, 1071 nt
Organism: Helobdella robusta
Lineage: Eukaryota; Metazoa; Annelida; Clitellata; Rhynchobdellida; Glossiphoniidae
Exons: 2
Biological process (GO): homophilic cell-cell adhesion
Cellular component (GO): plasma membrane
Molecular function (GO): calcium ion binding
Source: RefSeq, a predicted model, not a curated record